Molecule: messenger RNA, 582 nt
Organism: Staurois parvus
Lineage: Eukaryota; Metazoa; Chordata; Amphibia; Anura; Ranidae
Source: the annotation of a GenBank genome assembly
CGGAUCACCGAUCAACGGAAAGAGCCAAAGAUUUCGGCUUGGUCAUGUGAUCAGCUGUGUCAAAUCACAGCUGAUCUCAUCAGUGCCACCUGUCAGUGUCCAUCAAUGCCAGCUGUCAGUGCUAAUCAGUGCCACCUGCCAGUACCCAUCAGUGCCACAUCAAUGCCACAUAUCAGUGCCUACCAGUGCACAUCAAUGCCACAUAUCAGUGCUCAUCUGAGCUGCCUUUCAGUGUCACCUAUCAGUGCCAGCCAGUGCUACCUACCAAUGCCAGUCAGGGCCACCUAUCAGUGCUGCCAAUCAGUGCCACCCGUCAGUGCCAGUCAGUGCCGACUAUCAGUGCGCAUCAGUGCCGACUAUCAGUGCACAUCAGUGCCGACUAUCAGUGCCACCUAACAGUGCCAGUCAGUGCCGCCUAUCAGUGCCAGUCAGUACCGCCUAUCAGUGCCACCUAUCAGUGCUGCCUAUCAGUGCCAUAUAUGAGUGCUGCCUUUCAGUGCCCAUCAGUGAUGCCUGUCAAUGCCCAUCAGUGCCACCUAGCAGUGCCUCCUCAUUGGUGCCCAUCAGUGCCACCUAUCAGUG